AUGCCACCGCCUACCGAGCAAACCGGAGCCCGACUAAAUGCUCCUCCAAAUGGAGUGGAAGCCAUUGUGGCCCCCUUGCCUCCAGAGCCGUCGCCCGAAGACAGUGCCGCGCAGUCCACGGACAUCGAGCUUACAGCGAACCGGAAUACCCACACAGCACGCCGACCGACGGGUUCCCAACAAAGCCGCAACCCGCCAAUCGAGCAACCCGGCGCCCGAAUAAAUGCUCCUCCAAGUGGAGUCGAAGCCAUCGUGGCCCCCUUUCCCUUACUGCCGCCGCCCAAAGAAAGUGCCGCUCAAUCUCAGGAAUUAGAGUUUGCCGCACUCCGGAGCGCCCGCACCCUACGUAGGCCAACGAGUUUACAGCUUACCCCGGAGCCGCCGUCCGGCGAGAUCGCCAACGUACCGCCGCCCGCUCCACUAGAAACCGGUUCCAUCCGAUAUGCCGUUGCCGCCGAGUCCUAUGGGAAACUACCGCCGCCGCUUGCAGAACGAGAAGAACUGAACUCACCCCCCGUGGACACCGUUUUGGGCCGAUUGUUCGCUGAACACCCAUCCGGAAAGAUGCAACUAAUGCCGUCAAUCGCAACUACAAACCCUAUACAAUAUGACCAUCGCGGGAGCCAGUCAAUGCCCGCCGAAGCUAAGUAUACCUGA
Molecule: messenger RNA, 657 nt
Organism: Drosophila rhopaloa
Lineage: Eukaryota; Metazoa; Arthropoda; Insecta; Diptera; Drosophilidae
Product: zyxin-like
Exons: 2
Coding region: 1-657 (218 amino acids)
Source: RefSeq, a predicted model, not a curated record